GGCUAGGCUGCAUUUCUACUGAGACAAGCACCACACACAACAUACACGUGGGUACACGGAAUUAAUGGGGAACUGACUGAACAAAUGUGGUGCAGCAGCCCUAUUAAAAAGGAUUUCAAGAGUUUGUGGCGCUACUGGUCUCUAGGAAGAUAACUUAACAGACAGAACUCAUUCGACUUGGAGUUUUAGAGAAUGUUUGCUGGAUAUGAGGCACUGGAAGAGUAUGAAGAUGAGCUCUACCGGGAGGCAGAGGACUCCAGUGAGUCGGGGCCAGACAGUGAGAUGGAGUUCCAGCUGUACAGCCAAGUACACUAUUCCAUGAAGCUGGAUAAGCCAGGAUCAGAUGAUAGAGAAAAAGAGGUAACUCAGCCCUCUGCUGCAACACUGCUGGAGAAGAGGAAUUUCAUCACCGAUAGUGAACCUGUCCUUAUUUCAGAUGCUGCGGAGGUCAUUAUAGUAUCGGAUGAGACUGAUCCAGACAGUGUCUGCAUUAUCAAAGGAAAGAAAGGGACAAUUUGUAAGACUCCAAAGAAGUGUUCUUUGGAUGUGCAAACUCAGCUGGAGUCCAACAGUUUCACUGAGAGGACACCCGGCUUCAAGUCCUUCAGGCUGCGAGAUGCCCCCACCAUGAGCACAGGCCUCGGUAGUUUUCGACAGAGUGUGGUAGUCGAGAAGAGCAGGAAAUCCCAAGAUGGGGAAACGUCAGACAGCGAUGAUUCGGACUGCGUGGAGAGCUGGAUGAUUCUAGGGGGGGCCAGUCAGGAUGGUGACAACACCAUCCUGCUCAAUCUGGACGAGAGCAGCACUUCAGAAAACGAAGCAGGGGCAGCUGAUAACAAAUGGACCAUCUCAGAGCAGGAUAUUGAGGCCCAGAUUUCAAAUCAGGCGCACAGAAUCAGACGUCAUAGCCGCUAUUACACACCUGAGAAGAAUGUAACCUGUAGAAAUUGUGACAAACAUGGCCAUCUAUCCAAAAACUGUCCUACCCCCAAGAAGGCUCCUGUGUGUAGUAUGUGUGCGGUCAGUGGACACGUGCAGCGCUUCUGUCCGGACCGAUACUGUACAAACUGUAACAUGCCUGGACAUUGCUACAACAAGUGCAUUGAGAGGGCCUAUUGGCACAAACAGUGUCACCGCUGCAGGAUGACUGGCCACUAUGCAGAUGCUUGCCCAGAGAUCUGGAGGCAGUAUCACCUAACAACCCGAUCAGGACCUCUCAUCAUGCCAGAUGCCAAGAAUGAGAAGAAAACCCCAGUUUACUGCCACAACUGCUCUCGAAAAGGACAUCACGGAUAUGAGUGCUCCCAGAGGCGGAUGUUUAAUGAGACUUUUCCAACUGUCCCAUAUAUAUGCUACUACGAUAAAGAAAAGGACAUCAGAAGACGAAAUCUCAGAAUGCAACGAAAAGUAGAAGAGCUGAACGAGUCUGGCCUUUUAGAUCACAUUAACUUGACCAACCAUGUGAGAAUAGAGACACAACUGCCAAAGAAGAAAAGAAAAAUUAAUGAAAAAAGAAAGGAGAAGCUAGGGGGGUCUAGACCUCAGAAAGAAAAGAAGAAUCUGCCCAUAAUGAACACCUGGCCUGAGAAGCGCAAAGAACGGAGACUGAAGAACAAAAAGAAGAAGAGCGUCCAGGUGAUAGAGGACUUCCUGACACACCCUAAAAUGCCCUCUCCAAGGCCACACAGCCACUCAAAGAAAAAGAUUGAAAGAGCAGUCUUGUUCAGCCACAUGAAGAACUGUGGCGAUGAGUUUAAUGAAAAACUCAAGAAGCCCAAAAUAAAAGGAAAGAAGAAGAAGAAAGGGAACAGCUCCCGGGACAAUAGCUUUGCUGUAGACGACAGCCUGUUCCUGAUAAAACAGAGAAACAAGAAACAGAAAAGAUAAACUGAAAGACCGUCCUGCGACUGUAAUCCACCGAGGGCACAAAAGGAAUAGAAUCUUCAACACACUGUUAGAGAUUAUUAAAGGAUAGCAAAAUGAAAAUGGCAAUUUGAUCACAUUCAGUCUUGUUUUUUAAGCAUGUUGUAUUUUUGUGCACACAUUCUGAAAAAAAAAACAAACCUCCCAUUUAAAAAUCAAUUUUUUUUGGUAGUAGGAAACAAAAAAAAAUUGAGAUACAGGAAGUGCAAUCUUCUUAACCUUUGAUUUUUGCUGUUACAUUUACAUUUUCAUCUUAGACUUGUUUGAAUCAUUCUUACUGCAUUUUAAAGCCAUAAUAAAUGUGUACUUUUAUCUUUUGA
Molecule: messenger RNA, 2243 nt
Organism: Polyodon spathula (Mississippi paddlefish)
Lineage: Eukaryota; Metazoa; Chordata; Actinopteri; Acipenseriformes; Polyodontidae
Gene: zcchc7
Product: zinc finger, CCHC domain containing 7
Exons: 10
Coding region: 193-1887 (564 amino acids)
Molecular function (GO): nucleic acid binding; zinc ion binding
Source: RefSeq, a predicted model, not a curated record